AUGUCUUCUUCUUCAACUUUGAACGAUAAAAUCGAUAUCAAGGCGUCAUCUUCAAGUGAUGCCCCUCAUAAAAUAACUAAAUCUGGAAAUAAUGAUAAAAAUAUCCACAAUAUAAUUACUGAGUUUGAAACUAUAAGUGUUGAUGAAGCUUCAAAUUUAUUGCAAAUGCACAGAUCAAUGAGGUUACCGGAAUGUGCAGAUAUUUUCCCAUGGUUACAUGCAAAUGGAACAUCAAAUUUGUCGUUACCACCAAUAAUAAAUGAACGUUCUAAAUUCGUUACCAUGUUGAGAUCAUGUCCUAUACAUUCCAAGGAUUGGAUUGAUAAUUCUGGAUAUUUGAAAAAUUCGAUUGUUCCAUCUUCAUUAUUCAUUCCAUGGCAUGAUCAAACAAUUAAUAAAUAUCUUGAUAUUAAUAAUCAGGCCAAUAAACAUGAAAUAUGUUCAAUUUUGAGGAAUAUGUUCAUUGACGACUUACCUAGUCUGACUGCAAAAGAAAACAGUCAUUUAAUUGAUAAAUUCGUUAAAAUUGCACUGACAUUCAAAAUUCUACCAUUUUUGAAGACUGAUCUAUUAGCAAUGAGAAAAUAUUGUGAGAAAAAUGUCGGAUUUGGUUGUAAUAAUUCUUUAACGUCUUCUUCUAAUUGUAUGAAUCAGUCGGCAUCAUGGAAACAAGCUGGAACAUUUAGAAGGUUUGAUCUACAACCUGCAAGAAUUUUAGAAAUUUCCUCGAAUAUUAUUAUAUAUUGCUUUAAAUAUGAUGAAGUUAACAACUGUUUUACUCAUAUUGAUAAAUGUGAAAAUUGUUUUGAAAUGGGAUUGUUUAUUAAUUUUGCACUUCAUGCUAUGCAUAAAAAUUAUUCACAGAAUAAAAAUGAUAAUAUCUAUGAGUUAAAACGGCAACCAAAAAUCUCGAUUCUAAAUUAUAAUUCUUUGCUAGAUUUUACACCUGAAGAAUUACCAUCAUCAAUAUUGAGGAACCUACCAAUGAGUAAAGAUAUUCAUUCGAAAGAUAUCAUCAAAUCGUCAAAAUUAGGAAUAUUAUCACCCUUUGAAAUUGAAACUUUUAAUAAUUGGGAUAAAGAUAUAACAUAUCAUGAAAGAUUAGAAAUAUCAAGAGCUACAUCAACGACAUUUAUUAGUGAGAAACUUUGGUGUGGUAAUUUAACUGAUUUCCAAUUUUAUAAACAAUUAAUGGAUAACGAUAUCAGUAAUAUUCAUGAAUUUUAUCAUUCUCAGGAUGGAAUUUUAAAACGCUAUCCAUAUUAUUCACCCAAGAAUACAAUUGUAACAUUACCUAGAUUAUCUACAGAAAAUCUAUUAGAAAGUGAAUUGAAAAUUUUUAAUAUUCCAAAUUUCAAUAAUAUAGACAAUUCAAUACCAAUUUUUUUAUACAUUAAGUGUACAGAAAACUCAACAUUACCAAACAUUGAUAAACUAUGGAACAUCUUAAAAUAUGGAUUAACUAUUGUUAAAGAUUGUUUGUCUGCUGAGAAUACAAAUGCAGCUAUAAAGUUCAACAUUAUGUCAACUGAUAGUCCACUUAUCAAUAUAAAUGAUGAUUCUGGCGCGGGAGCAAACGAAACGCAAACUAAAAUGUACCCUGCAUAUCAAUUAAGUUUUCCAAGCUCAGGAUCAAUUACUUUAGGGAGUUUAAAUAUAAGUUCCAUCCAAUUGAUUUUAAACACAUGUUAUUUAAUUUAUCAAAUCUCACAAUUGAAACUUCCCAACAAUAAUAAUGCUAUUGAUUUCAAUACAUUUCUCUAUUGUAAAGAUGGAUAUACGGAGACAUCAUUAUUAUUAGUUGCUUACUUAAUAUUCCUUUGGGAUGUAUCAUUAGAGGAAACGUUAUUAAGAUUACAUUUGGAUAAAGAUAGACCAUUUUAUUUAUUUAGUGUUGAUUUACAAGUAUUAGCCCAUUUACAAACCAUCUUAAGGGAAUUCUCACCUAAACGAGAACAUAAUCGAAUAAAAUAUAAGACUCAAUUAGCUAAUUAUAUGAUAUCGAUUAAUGAGGAUUCAUUAAAUGAAGUCAAUAUGAGUCCGAAUAGAAUGAUGAUUGAAAUAAGUCAAGAAAUGUUUAGUAAUAUAUUCUUGAUUAAAAUUCCGACAAAAGUUUCUGAAUUGAUUAAAUUGAAUGGACCAUUACCAUCAAGGAUAUUAAAUCAUUUAUAUUUGGGAUCUUUAGAUCAUGCACAAAAUCCCGUACUAUUGAAGAAAUUGAAAAUCAAUUAUAUCGUUUCAGUUGGUGAGAAUUUAUCAUGGACUGAUAGUACUAAUAGGAAUAAUAAUAGUCAUUCGACCAUAAUUAAGAAACGACAACGUGGUAUUUCCACACCAAUUCGUCCUGGCAUUUAUCGAUAUGAUGAGACUAUGGAUAUAAACAGUUAUAGGAAAAGAGGAUCUACCAUACCAAAUGAACAGGAUUCAAUUGAUAAUGAAGAUGAUAUUAAACAUGAAGAUCGAAUUAUUGAAAUUGAUGGAUUUAAGAUUUUACAUAUUGAUAAUUUACAAGAUAAUGGUAAGGAUCCUUUAUUGACUCAAUUGAAUAAUAUUUUAGAAUUUAUUAAUGAAUGUUAUGAAAAUGAUGGUAAAGUGUUGAUUCAUUGCAUGGUUGGGGUUUCUAGAUCUGCAACUGUUUGUAUAGCAGAAUGUAUGAAACGAUUAAAUUGUAAUGUUUUGAAAGCAUAUCUUUUUGUUAGAAUGAGAAGAUUAAAUAUAAUAAUUCAACCGAAUUUGAUGUUUAUGUAUGAAUUAUUAAAAUGGCAAGAAUUACAAGGGGUUGCUAAAGAUGAUCCAAUAGAAUGGAAUAUUCUUUGUAAAUCAAUUGCAGAACUAAAUACUAAGUAUAUUUAA
Molecule: messenger RNA, 2853 nt
Organism: Naumovozyma dairenensis CBS 421
Lineage: Eukaryota; Fungi; Ascomycota; Saccharomycetes; Saccharomycetales; Saccharomycetaceae
Gene: PPS1
Product: tyrosine/serine/threonine protein phosphatase PPS1
Exons: 1
Coding region: 1-2853 (950 amino acids)
Biological process (GO): nuclear DNA replication; protein dephosphorylation
Molecular function (GO): protein tyrosine/serine/threonine phosphatase activity
Source: RefSeq, a predicted model, not a curated record